AAACCAUUGCACUCACCGGAGAAAAGGGAUUUCCCCCCUCCCGCCCCCCUCUUGAUUACCUCCUGCUCCUCGCCUGCCGCUGCCGCCCGUCUCUGCCCCCCCAGGGUCUGUUUGAUCUCCCAUUAACCGAGGAGGAGAAUGUGAGAAAAGGGGGAAAAUGCCCAGGAGGAAGCAGGAGCAGCCCAAGCGCCUUCCCUCACAUGGUAAUAGACAGGAGGAAGCAGAAGGAGAACUUAGCGAAGAAGAACCUUGGUUUGGAAAUUCUUCAGAGACCCCGUCGGAAGCAUCCUAUGGAGAAGUCCAGGAGAACUUUAAGUUGUCUCUUGAGGACCGGAUCCAGGAGCAGUCCACCUCUCCAGACACUUCUUUGGGAAGUGCAACCCCAAGCAGCAACACAUUGGAAUUGGCAGCACUUGAAACCGAGGCCCUGAGAGACCCACUACAGUGUCAAGAUCACCUUUCUCCUGGCCUGUCUUCUUUGGGUGAAGAUGACCCCCUUGGCUCAAACAAGCCUCUAAGCAGCAACCUGAGACGGCUGUUGGAAGCCGGCUCCCUCAAACUCGACCCCAUAGUCCCAGCCAAUGGGCGGGUGGAGUCUCCAGUAAACCUUGGCUCAAAUCUCUCCUUUUCUUCGCCGUCUCAUCAUGCCCAACAACUAAGCGUUCUUGCCAGGAAACUGGCUGAGAAGCCAGAUCAGAAUGACCAAUAUGCGGCCAGUAACCAGUUUAUAUGGAAUCAAGGUAAGUGGUUAUCGAACUCGACCACUACCUGCGGCUUGUCCCCGGAUUCAGCCAUCCUAAAACUGAAAGCUGCGGCCAAUGCGGUCCUCCAGGACAAAACUCUCUCUAGGACGGAAGAGCCCGUGCGAUUUGAAUCCUUUUCCUCGCCGUUUAGUUCUCAGUCUGCCAGCUCCACUUUGGCGGCUUUAUCCAAGAAAGUGAGUGAGAGAAGUUUAACUCCUGGGCAGGAUCACCCUCCCCCAGCCAGCUCUUUCCUUUCCUUGGCUUCGAUGACCUCCUCAGCUGCUCUUCUUAAGGAGGUCGCCGCAAGGGCCGCCGGGAGUCUUCUGGCUGAAAAGCAAUCUUUGGUGCCUGAAGAUCCUCUUCCGUCACCUUCGGAGAAGAAACAAGAAAAAAUUACUCCACCGCCAUCCCUGGAAUUACUGUUACUCCCCGUCCCUAAGGGAAGGCUCGCAAAACCUUCCAAUCCAGCCCCAGAAGAAGAAGGAGGAAAACCUUUCCAGUGUCCAAUAUGUGGUUUGGUUAUAAAACGGAAGAGUUAUUGGAAGCGACACAUGGUGAUACACACAGGUUUAAAAAGUCAUCAGUGCCCUCUCUGUCCAUUCCGGUGUGCCCGCAAGGACAAUCUCAAAUCUCACAUGAAGGUUCAUCAGCACCAGGACAGAGGAGAGACCUUCCAGUGCCAGCUCUGCCCUUUCACCUCCUCUCGACACUUCAGCCUGAAACUCCAUAUGCGAUGCCAUCAGCACUUCCUGAGGACAGAAGCCAAGGUGAAGGAGGAGAUCCCAGAAACAGAGGUCAAGGGCUCACCGCAGCUCAGCGAGAAUGCCUGCCUUGGCCAACAAAGGGAAGGAGGAGGGACUGAGCUGUCAGGGACCAAGGCCGUGUCUAAAACGCCGGAGAGGACCGGCCAGGGUGGAGUUGGCGUCCCACCUUUGCUGGUGAAGGAAGAGCCCAAAGAGGAUAAUGGCCUCUCCACCUCUUUUGCCUUGAAUGCUGCAGACCGACCCACAAACCACGCAAAGCUGAAGGACACCUCGGACUUCGUGGCCAACACUGCGUCGGCACUGUUCAGCCAGGACAUCUCUGUUAAGAUGGCGUCUGAUUUUCUCAUGAAGCUGUCAGCUGCAAAUCAGAAAGAACCCAUGACACUUACAUUUAAAGUGAAAGAAGAGCCUAAGGAAGAAGAAAUUCCGAGCUCAAUCUUGCCUCAGUCCAGCUAUGUAUUCAACCGGGGAUCUGAUACGUCAGCCCCGAGCAUCCCCGAGGAUAUGCUUAAGCCACAGGAAGGGCAGGCAAACGUGCUAAAGCGGGACAUGUCGGUCAAAGCUGCGUCCGAGCUUCUCAUGAAACUAUCAGCUGAAAGCUACAAGGAAACACAGAUGGUGAAGAUCAAAGAGGAGCCCAUGGAGGUUGACAUACAUGACUCUCAUGUCUCUAUCUCACCCAGCCGGAAUGUUGGUUAUAGCACUUUAUUGGGGCGAGAGAAAACCGAGCCCCCACAGAAGAUGCCUGAGGACAGAGUGCCCCCUGAAAGAAAUCUCUUCAGCCAGGACAUAUCUGUGAAGAUGGCUUCAGAGCUUCUUUUUCAACUGUCAGAAAAGGUGAGCAAAGAGCACAAUCACACUAAAGACAACACCAUUCGGACCACCACCAGCCCUUUCUUUUCAGAAGAUACAUUUAGACAAUCACCAUUCACCUCCAAUUCAAAAGAUGUAUUGCCCAGUGAAUCUGCGCUUCAUGGAAGAACAUCAGCCCCAGAAACAGAAAAGAUAGGGCUGGAGGCCGGAAACGGAUUGCCAUCCUGGAAAUUCACCGAUCAGCUCUUUCCGUGCGACGUGUGUGGAAAAGUGUUUGGCCGUCAGCAGACGCUGUCCCGACAUCUCUCGCUACACACAGAGGAGAGAAAAUACAAAUGCCAUUUGUGCCCCUAUGCUGCUAAGUGCCGUGCUAACCUGAACCAGCACCUGACCGUCCAUUCUGUGAAGCUGGUGAGUACAGACACCGAGGAUAUUGUCAGCGCCGUCACCUCUGAAGGCAGUGAUGGAAAGAAACACCCUUAUUAUUACAGUUGUCACGUGUGUGGAUUUGAAACUGAGCUCAACGUCCAGUUUGUCAGUCACAUGUCCCUCCACGUGGACAAGGAGCAGUGGAUGUUUUCCAUCUGCUGCACCGCCUGCGAUUUUGUCACGAUGGAAGAGGCCGACAUGAAGGCCCACGUCGGCGCCAAGCACACAGGAGAUGAGAGGAAGACUCCCAGUGAAUCAAACAGCCCUUCUUCAUCCUCCCUCUCAGCACUUAGUGAUUCUGCCAACAGCAAAGAUGACGCAGAUGUCACCCAAAAAAACAAGGGUGGGACUAACCUCCUUGUCAUUUCCGUAGUGCCUGGUAGUCAGCCCCUACUCAACACCGAAGAGAAAUCAGACAAAGGGUUUGAAUGUGUUUUCUGCAACUUUGUCUGUAAGACGAAGAACAUGUUUGAGCGGCACCUGCAGAUCCACCUGAUCACCCGGAUGUUUGAAUGUGACGUGUGCCACAAGUUCAUGAAGACCCCCGAGCAGCUGCUGGAACACAAGAAAUGCCACACGGUCCCCACGGGAGGGCUCAAGUGCCCAUUCUGCAUUUACUCCACCAACCGCCCUGCCGCCAUGGAGUGCCACCUGAAGACCCACUACAAGAUGGAGUACAAGUGCCGGAUCUGCCAGUCGGUGAAGGCCAACCAGCUGGAGCUGGAGAUGCACAUCCGGGAGCACCGCCUGGGCAACCACUACAAGUGCGACCAGUGCGGCUACCUGUCCAAGACGGCCAACAAGCUCAUCGAGCACGUGCGCGUCCACACCGGGGAGCGGCCCUUUCACUGUGACCAGUGCAGCUACAGCUGUAAGCGCAAGGACAAUCUCAACCUGCACAAGAAGCUGAAGCACGCCCCUCGCCAGACCUUCAGCUGCGAAGAGUGCCUGUUCAAGACCACCCACCCUUUCGUCUUCAGCCGCCACGUCAAGAAGCACCAGAGUGGGGACGGCGGGGUGGAGGAGGAGAAGAAGGGGGCGGGCCCGGGCCCCCGGGAAGGCGGCGGGGGCGGCGGCCCUCUCCUGAUGGUUGGCGGCUCCAGGACCCUGCUGUCGCCCCUGUCCAUCAUGACGGCUUCCCAGGCCCUGCAGACCGUGGCCCUGUCCGCGGCCCAUGGCCCCGGCACCCAGCCGGGCCUGGCUAUCAAGAACCUGGCCUUCAACGGCUCCUCCGUGCGCUGCUUUGACAGGUAUCGGAACUCGGAUUUUGCCCACCUCAUUCCCUUGACGACGCUUUACCCCAAGAACCACUUGGAUCUCACAUUCCACCCGCCCCGACCUCAGACCGCACCUCCGGGGGUGGCUUCGCCCAAACACUCCUUCCUGGCCUAUCUUGGACUCGCGGAAAGGGCCGAGACUGUCUGAGGGCAGCCGGGUCCCAC
Messenger RNA from Tachyglossus aculeatus (Australian echidna), 4191 nucleotides. RefSeq names its product zinc finger protein 827 (gene ZNF827). The record is from RefSeq and is a predicted model, not a curated record. Gene Ontology annotation, biological process: regulation of gene expression. The coding region runs from base 158 to 4174 and encodes 1338 amino acids. The transcript has 14 exons. NCBI's taxonomy places the organism in Eukaryota, Metazoa, Chordata, Mammalia, Monotremata, Tachyglossidae. Gene Ontology annotation, cellular component: nucleus.